AUGUCGGACUUACUGUCGAGAAUCUUAAAAUUAGUGGACUCCAAUAAUGGUGUUAUUCAAAACACUUUAAAGCUGCCAGAAUUAUCAGGUAUAGACUCAAAUACCUUGCAUUCUGCAUUAUCGUCACUAUGGUCAAAGCAGAUGGUGAAUUUCAGCAAGUUGGAACAAGAUCACUGGGUGUUAACUAAGGAAGCUGAGCAGUACAUUGAAUCGGGAGCAUCUCCUGAGGUUCAAGUUGUGGAUCAAGUCUUGAAAGCAUUGGAAGGAUUGACCAUAUCUCAAUUGAAGGAAAAAUUGGGACCUGCUGGAAUUGUUGGUCAAGGUAAAGCUUUUAAAAACAAAUGGUUGAGCAAAGAUGGGGAUAAGCUAAUUGCACAAGUGAAAGAAUUACCAACCGAUACUGUUUUGGAAGAACUCAAAACAAUAAAGGAGAAAGGAACUUUGGAUGAUGCAAAGGAGUUGACAGAGUUGAAAAAGAGAAAAUUAAUUAGCUUGGUCAAAGUGAUAGGGUACAAGAUAGAGAAGGGUCCAAAAUUUGCAUUAGAAAUAAUCAACCUUGAAACUGAUAUCACUUCAGAUAUGAUUUUAAACCAAUCUUGGAAGACUGCCCAAUUCAAACCUUACAAUUUCAAUUCUGAAGGUGUUUUCCCACAAUCGGGAGCUUUGCACCCAUUAAAUAAAGUUAAAGAAGAAUUCAGACAAAUCUUUUUUUCAAUGGGAUUCACUGAAAUGCCAUCCAACCAGUAUGUUGAAUCUGGAUUUUGGAACUUUGACACAUUAUUCGUUCCUCAACAACAUCCAGCUAGGGAUUUACAAGAUACCUUUUACUUGAAGGAUCCGGCAAGGGCUAAAGAGCCAGAAGAUAAGGAGUAUUGGAAAAACGUUAAACAAGUACAUCAGGAAGGAAAGUAUGGAUCUAUUGGAUAUAGAUAUCCAUGGAGCGCUGAUGAGUCCUUGAGAAUGGUUUUGAGAACUCACACAACAGCUAUAUCUUCUUCAAUGUUGCACAAAUUAGCCGAGAAUCCAAGACCAACUAGAUUAUUCUCAAUUGAUCGAGUCUUUAGAAAUGAGGCAGUUGAUGCUACUCACUUAGCUGAGUUCCAUCAAGUUGAAGGAGUCAUUGCCGGAUAUGAUAUUACAUUAGGUGAUUUGAUUGGUUUCAUGGAUGAUUUCUUUGGCAAGAUGGGUGUUGAUCAAUUAAGAUUCAAGGCAGCUUAUAAUCCAUAUACCGAACCUUCAUUGGAAAUCUUUGCAUACCACCAAGGAUUGAAGAAGUGGGUUGAAAUCGGUAACUCCGGUAUGUUUAGACCAGAAAUGUUGGAAACUAUGGGACUACCACCAAACUUGCGUGUUUUGGGUUGGGGGCUUUCCUUAGAGAGACCUACUAUGAUUAAAUACGGCGUUUCCAAUAUUAGAGAAUUGUUAGGUCAUAAAGUCUCUUUAGACUUUAUCGAAUCUAACCCUGCUGCCAGAUUAGACGAAUUGUUGUAA
Lodderomyces oxycetoniae is the source of this 1491-nucleotide messenger RNA. It is a transcript of the gene FRS2, whose product is annotated as phenylalanine--tRNA ligase subunit alpha. The coding region runs from base 1 to 1491 and encodes 496 amino acids. Gene Ontology annotation, biological process: phenylalanyl-tRNA aminoacylation. Gene Ontology annotation, cellular component: phenylalanine-tRNA ligase complex; cytosol; cytoplasm. The transcript has a single exon. Gene Ontology annotation, molecular function: phenylalanine-tRNA ligase activity; tRNA binding; ATP binding. Lineage: Eukaryota; Fungi; Ascomycota; Pichiomycetes; Serinales; Debaryomycetaceae. The record is from RefSeq and is a predicted model, not a curated record.